UUGAAAUUGAUGCGUGCCCGGAAGGAUGUAUGUUGUUCUGGAAGGAGGAUGAGGCACUUGAGUUCUGCAAGUUCUGUGGUGGAGACAGAUACAAACCUGUUCGUCAAGGUAAAAAGAAACCACGACAUAGGUCUGCACUGUCUAAACUGUAUUACCUCCCAAUAGCCCCUCGACUGCAGAGGAUGUACGCUUCGACUGCUACUGCGAAACACAUGACAUGGCAUGUUGAGCACGAAACCAACGAGGGUAUGAUGGCUCACCCUUCGGACUGUGAAGCCUGGAGACACUUUGACCGCUGUCAUCCUCAGUUUGCUAUGGAGCCACGAAAUGUGCGGCUGGGAUUGUGCUCAGAUGGAUUUGCUCCUUUUGGCAGGUUUGGCAAGAACUAUUCAUGUUGGCCGGUCAUGCUAACUCCUUACAAUCUCCCUCCCGACAUGUGCAUGAAAAGUCAUUUCAUAUUUUUGUCUUUAAUUUGUCCGGGUUCCAAGGAUCCUGGGCGAAAGAUAGACAUUUAUCUCCAACCCCUUAUCGAGGAGAUGAAAGAACUGUGGGCCGUUGGGACACCAACUUAUGAUGUUUCAUCAGAUAAAAUGUUUAUCAUGAAAGCUGCCAUCAUUUGGACCAUUAGCGACUUCCCUGCCUAUGGCAUGCUUUCGGGAUGGAGCACACACGGUUUGAUGGGAUGUCCGAUAUGUAUGGAGAAAUCAGGUGCCAACUGGCUUAGUUACAGCAAAAAAGGAAGUUACUUUGAUUGUCACCGCAAGUUUCUCCCGGAAAGGCACCGAUAUCGAAAGGACAAGAAGUCUUUCAUUAGAGGCAGAGCGGUACGAGAGAGCCCACCCCCGAGAUUGACCGGUGAAGAAAUUUAUAACCGGGUUCGACGUUUUCCUACGGCUAUGGAAGAGCCAAACCAAGAGCCAUAUGGGUAUUGUGAUACCCAUAAGUGGACAAAGAGGAGCAUAUUCUGGGAGUUGCCUUAUUGGAAAGACCUUCUCAUCCGUCACAAUUUAGAUGUCAUGCACACUGAGAAGAACGUCUUUGACAAUAUUUUUAACACGGUGAUGGAUUUGAAAGGCAAAACUAAAGACGGUCUUGCAGCUAGGAAAGAUAUGACUAUUUGGUGUGAUAGACCCGAACUUUCUGUUGAUCUAGAAUAUCAGGGCAAGGAAGUUCCAAAAGCAGUCUACCAGGUCACAGAACCACAAAAGGCAGCAAUAUUACAAUGGCUUGCGUCUCAGAAGUUUCCAGAUGGCUACUGCUCCAACUUGUCUAGAUGCGUAGACAUGAACAAACUUACCACGACGACGAGCAUGAAAACUCACGAUGCUCAUGUAAUAAUGCAAAGACUUCUACCAAUUGCACUAAAAGAGAUGCUUCCUGAACACGUAUGGUCCUGCAUUACUGAAAUCAGUUUGUUGUUUCAAUCGAUAUGUUCCAGCGUUUUGGAUGCGGCAUCCCUCCGGAGACUACAAGAUUCUGUUCCCAUUCUGAUGUGUAAUCUAGAAAAAAUAAUGUCUCCAUCGUUUUUCGAUACAAUGGAACAUCUUAUAAUACAUCUUCCGUAUGAGGCUUUGACUGCUGGGCCCGUCUUCUAUCGCUGGAUGUACAGAUUUGAAAGAUUUCUAGGAGAGCUGAAAAAGAAAGUGACCAACAAGGCACACGUUGAGGCGUCAAUUUGUCAAGCGUAUCUUCAACAAGAAAUCUCAACGUUCUCGUCUUUUUACUUCGAGCGUGACGUCAUCACCAGAAGGAAAAGACCUGCCCAGAACGAUGACAUUGGCGAGGAUUUAUAUGAAAAUGUAGUUUCCAUCUUCAAUUACCCAGGCAGAGGUAAAGGUGCUGCGACACAACGAUACAUCGUGGGUGGGGAAUUGCAAAUUGCACAUACUUAUAUCCUCAUGAAUUGUCCAGAAAUCUCACCGUUUUAUCAUGAAUUCAGAGCUUCUUUAUCAGCCUUUCCUGAGAAUCAAAUUGAUGCAUUGGUAGACUCUGAUUUUGUAAAUUGGUACAAGUAUCAGGUAUAUAUAUACACACACAUUAAUUAUAUAUAUAUAUUAUUAAGUAAGAUUUUUCAAUAUUUACCUAAUGUUAUUAUCAUGUUUAUAUUUACAGAUCAAUAGUCGUGGGAUUGUCGACCCUUUGUUAGUAUCAUUAGCGUGGGGCCCUAGUGCCAGUGCCAAAGUGUGGCGGCAAUAUGUGAUAAACGGUUACACAUAUCACACAUCCGAUUACGGAGAGGGCCGACCAACAACGAACAGCGGGUUAUGUGUCCCGACCAUCGGUUAUGAUAACUCGGAAACCAAUUUUUUUGGUGUCCUGCAGGAGAUUCUGGAACUUGAGAUGCCUUCUGGUGCGAAAAAAUUGACAUGCGUUCUGUUCCGUUGUACAUGGGUCGACCCCACACGUGGCGUGCGCAAAAAUCCGAAGUAUAAUAUGAUUGACGUCAACCAGUCUCGUGUGUACCCGAAAAAUGAGCCUUUCAUACUCGCCCAACAAACAGCGCAGAUUUAUUAUGCAGAAUAUCCUUCAACAAGGCGGACACAGAAUCCUUGGGUGUGUGCAUGUCCUGUCCGUCCGAACAAAAUAAAAUCACAAACUCAACACAAGGACGUUGAUCUAGAUGCUUUUCAGCAACAAUUUUUCCAACCUCCGCCUAUUGUUGAGACGGUCAACUAUGACAUCCAAUUAAGUGAUCCAAAUGGCGGACGUGUUGAAGUCAUGCCAGAAACGCACCUUCCGGACCCAACCAUUCCAUCUGAGCGCGAAAUUGAGGAUAUGUAUGUAGCACAACAAAACGCUCAAUAUCAGGAAGAAGGUGAAUGGAUAGACGGUUCAGAUACAGAAGAAGAUACUGUAUAUGUAGAAAAUGACGAUUUUGAUAGCGAAUAAUUG
Molecule: messenger RNA, 2892 nt
Organism: Cuscuta epithymum
Lineage: Eukaryota; Viridiplantae; Streptophyta; Magnoliopsida; Solanales; Convolvulaceae
Source: the annotation of a GenBank genome assembly